Messenger RNA from Cuscuta campestris, 1696 nucleotides. The record is from the annotation of a GenBank genome assembly. NCBI's taxonomy places the organism in Eukaryota, Viridiplantae, Streptophyta, Magnoliopsida, Solanales, Convolvulaceae.
UUUUUCUGGAGCCAAUGAAAAGUAGAUGUAUUAAAUGCAAACUUUCUCUCAAACCCAAUUAACCGUGCAAACAUUAGGAAUUUGAAGUUGUUUUGCAUGAAAGGUAAUUAUCAUGAAUCAAAACAUCUAGAACUCCAAAGACGCCAUCUUCCAUGAUUUGAUUUUCAAAGCAUUUCUUUUCUGGUUUUUUAAGAUGAACAUGUAUCCUCGUUCCCUGUAAAAAAAAUGAAAACUAAAUUAGAAUUUAAUUGCGUAAAUAUGUAAAUAAUGUAAAAUACACUUGAUAAAGAAAAUUAUGUGUUCUUCAUGGAAGAUGACUUCCAUGGAAUCCCCCCUUUGCCAAGUUGGAACGUUUUAGACGCGUAUAGCUCGCAACUUUAGCAUCCAUGUUGUUCGGGCGAUAUCAAUUGUGUCAAGCUUUUUCCACAUUUCGGGUUAUGGUUUACUGGAAAUGGGUUUAUGAAAUUUGGAUGUAAGAGAAGUUGGCUUUGUUGGUUGUGAAUCUGGCAUGAAGGCCCUGGAGAUUCUAUUCGGGCCAAGUGAAGCUCCAAGAUAGCCAGCCCAUCUUUCAACAAGGGCAUUUAUGUAACUUUCAAUAAGAGAUAGCUUAGAAAUUUUGUGUGACAAUCUCCGUCUCAUCUUCUUCGACCGGAAAGCGAAAAUGGUGCUCACUCUUUCCAAUACCUUCCUACAGAGAAGCUUUCACCUUCCUUCGUCGUCCUCUUUUACGAAGGCCCGUACUGGACCGGGAGAUAGACCCAAUCGGAUCCGAUGGACUUGCAGGAAGAAGGAGAUUCACCCGACAUUCUACGAGGAUGCCAAGGUUUACUGCAAUGGCGAGCUGGUGAUGACGACCGGCGGGACCAAGAAGGAGUACGUGGUGGAUGUCUGGUCGGGGAACCACCCAUUUUACCUCGGAAGCCGCGCCCAUCUCCUCUCCGACGCCGGCCAGGUCGAGAAAUUCCGCAAGAAGUUCGCGGGUUUGUCUGAUCUUAUGGAAAUCCCGGUGCUGAAAGGUGAAAUUGUGAUUCCUCCUAAGAAGAAAUCCGGUGGGAAAGGAAAGAAGAAGUAGUGAAUUAAUUUCCCUUUCUUUUUUCUUUUUUUAUGGGUUUCAUUUUCUUGAUUUUCUUUAUGGGCGGGGUAAAGAUUGGAUCUUUUGUACUUAUUUGAUUGUUUGAAAGUGUUGCCUUUGGAAAUGUUUCAUCCCAUCAUCCCAGAUGAGUAACUUUUCUCCAUUUCAGUGCUUCUAUGUAUGAUUUAAGCUGAUAUUGUAAUUGAUCGGAAGCAAUUAAUAAUUUUUCCGUCUUUGUGUUGUCAAAAUGGGCAAAAUCAUAUGACCAAUCAAGAAUAGCAAACACAACAACAAGCAAUCAACCAAGCGAUAAACGAACACCAAGAUUUAACGUGGAAACCCCAAAUCGGGAAGAAAACCACGAAGCCUUCCACUAAUCACCAAGAAAAUUUGUGGGUACACCAAGAAUCCUCUCUAAAUCAAUUAGAGGUACACACAAUCAUCAAGUAAUAACUUGGAACACCAAAUAACAAUAAUCUUCACUCAAAAGUGAGAAAUCCCCAAUAAAAACGUAGCAGUAAACAGAGACGGUUUUACCGACAUCGAGAGGUCAAAAUAACAAUCCCACCGUUGGAUAUGAAAAAGAGGAUCUCAAGAACAACAUACUAAAAUUUCAUCUCGAUC